UAUGAUGAUAAUGUUAUGUAUUUUGCCCUUUACCCAAUCUAGCUAGGUGUCAUCUUGGUAUAAAGAUUCCUGGUUUUUUUUUUUCUUUUAUAUUGUUUGAAAGUUUUCGUUCACUUUAAUGAAUGUGAUCAGUAAUUAACUUGCGUUUGGAAGUAUCUAUAGACCUUUUCUUGAAGUAUAAUAGAGCUAGAUCUCUGGAAAAACAUUUGGUUAAUUCAGUCCAGUUUAAUUCUCUGAACUAUGAUGUUUUCUUUUUCUUUGUACUUCUAUACCGAUCCCGAAAAGAAAAUGUGGGAGAGAGAGAGAGAGAGGAGGCUGUAUAUGUUGCAUGCUCAGCACUAUAGAGUGUGAAAACUGUCAUUGAAAUUUUUGAUCAUUCAACCAUAUAGUGUUAUAAUUUAGUAGUAGUAAAAGGAAUGGUGGUGGUGGUGGCAUGGUGGGUGUGUGAAAACGUUUUUCCACCACCAAAUCAAGAGCAGAGAGUGCACUGCACUCAAAGGAACAUAUAACAUGCUUGUGCCAGCAAAGUCAAGCUUUUCGGCCAACUUUUGUGUUCAAUAUACUUUGCUCAAGUUCAUGCAACAAAAGGCAAAACAAAAAUAUGGGUUUUACUUAGCUCCUCAUGAAAAAAAUCUAUGUUUUUGUUUGGUGGGUUACCACAAAUUGUCUGCCAUUUUUAUCUAAUAAAAAUGACAUAUAAUUGUGGUUGAUAUAUGUAUAUCUCUGAAACACAUGCAGGACCACUUCACUUCACUUCAAAGGACCCACCAAAAAUUAACACCAUCAUAUAGCUAUAUACUCCGAGUUAUGAUCUAGAUAGAGUGAUGAGGAUAUUGGAUAGUUUGGAAAUGAUCAUCAUGACAUUAACAGCCUAGGGCAAACUUUGUGUGGAAAAAACCUUCAAUCUCACCUCUUACUUUUAUUUAGAACUUUUUGCCAUUUCAUUACAUUGAAGAGUCAUAACAUGAGACUGAAGAAUAUCAAUGGAGAUGGAAUCGUGUGUUCCUCCAGGCUUUAGAUUUCACCCAACAGAGGAAGAACUUGUAGGUUACUACCUCAAGAGAAAGAUUAACUCAUUGAAAUUUGAUUUAGAAGUUAUUGUUGACAUUGAUCUGUACAAAAUGGAGCCAUGGGAGAUCGAAGCAAGGUGCAAGCUAGGGUAUGAUGAACAAAAUGAAUGGUACUUCUUCAGCCACAAGGACAGGAAGUAUCCGACCGGAACACGGACCAACAGAGCAACUGCUGCCGGAUUUUGGAAGGCGACCGGAAGGGACAAGGCUGUCCUCUCAAAGAACAAACUCAUUGGGAUGAGGAAGACCCUUGUGUUCUACAAAGGACGUGCACCUAAUGGAAGGAAAACUGACUGGAUCAUGCAUGAAUAUCGACUCCAGACAUCUGAGCAUGGACCCCCUCAGGAAGAAGGAUGGGUGGUUUGCCGAGCAUUCAAGAAACCAAUUCCUAAUCAAAGGCCCGGUUUUGAAGCUUGGAACCAUGCGUAUUAUACCAACAACAUUAACAACCAUGUCAGGCCUCCAUUUUCAUCAGCAGACACUGUAACCGCUACUGCUACACAAAUGAUUCAUCACCAAAAUCAGAGCACAAGUAGUAAUUUUCACCACCCUUUGAUCAGCUCAGAACCAGAGCUAGUUUCUGGCAGCCAUACAACAUUAAUCUUGGACAAUAACCAGCUCAUUGAUCUUCCUCAACUUGAUAGCCCUCCUAGUACACUUUCAACAAGUUUCGCGACAAGAAAGGGUUAUCAUCAUAACAGCCAAAGCGGCGUUGGAAAUGAAGAUUUCGAGGAAGAAAGGAGUAAUAACAGUACCCAGUUCAUUGAUUGGAAGAAUUUGGAUAGUUUACUAGCUUCGCAAGUGAGUGAUACUGGUUCACCAUUUGCCAUUCCAAGCUUGCAGUCUAUACCGCAAGGCUAUGAUCUUGAAGGUCAAAACCAUAUUAGUCAUUUUCUUGAUUGCUUUCCUGAACCAUAACUACAUCAAGAAUUAAAGAAAAAGAAGGACAGCCUCACUAAUUACCAUGUUGUUGCAUAUUCAUAUAUCCAUUUUAAUUAGAAGUUAUUCAAGAAGUUGCAUAUGAUAAUCAUGUAUGUAGCCAAAAGAAGAUAUGAUAUUAGAGAGAAUUCACAUGCAAAUUGAAUCUCUCUUUCUCACUCUUCUAUAAGUCUAUAGAGUCAUGGGGUGAAGCUUUUAAUUCACCUUUUUUUUUUUUUUCUUUUUCUUAUGUAUAAUUGCUCUAAUUUGAAAAUUCACUGUCUGAAGACGAGUCCAGUACUAAUUAAACUAUACUUUGUUUUUUUUUUUUUGUUUUAAAUCGAUCACUUUUGGUUUAUUAUGUUUAUUUUCAUAAUUGUAAAUUGUUGACUAUUGCAUGCUUAUCAUGUACUUAUGAUCUUGAUUUGUCAUAAUGUUGGAUUCUGAACUAAUAAUACUGUUUCCCUAGCAGUCUUUUUUAGUACUUUAUUCAUUAUUUUGAUUACAAAAAUUCUUGCAACACUUUGUUUUCUCAUUACUAAUGUAUUUUUACUGUUUCUUUUUCAUACUUAUUUGAUCGUUUUUGUAGCAUCUUUUGUUCUUCUUUAGAGCCGCAAUUUUGCACUCUUGAGAUAUCAGCAAUAAUUGUUCUUUUAUCUUUUAAUUUAAUAUUUACUCUUGUGAAUGUUUAGUUAUAAAACUCUAUAACGAAAAUCUCUAUACUAUUUUCGGUAUAU
Messenger RNA from Ricinus communis (castor bean), 2725 nucleotides. RefSeq names its product NAC domain-containing protein 30. NCBI's taxonomy places the organism in Eukaryota, Viridiplantae, Streptophyta, Magnoliopsida, Malpighiales, Euphorbiaceae. The record is from RefSeq and is a predicted model, not a curated record. The transcript is spliced from 4 exons. The coding region runs from base 984 to 1988 and encodes 334 amino acids. Gene Ontology annotation, molecular function: DNA binding. Gene Ontology annotation, biological process: regulation of DNA-templated transcription.